Molecule: messenger RNA, 1196 nt
Organism: Mauremys mutica (yellowpond turtle)
Lineage: Eukaryota; Metazoa; Chordata; Testudines; Geoemydidae
Product: serine protease 27-like
Exons: 4
Coding region: 58-894 (278 amino acids)
Biological process (GO): proteolysis
Molecular function (GO): serine-type endopeptidase activity
Source: RefSeq, a predicted model, not a curated record
UCCCCAGUCUGUGGCCGCCCCAGAGCUCAGUACCGGAGUGUGGGGGGUGAGGAUUCGAUGGAAGGUGAGUGGCCCUGGCAGGCGAGUCUGCUCUGGUACAACAAACACCUGUGCGGGGGAUCCCUCAUCUCCAACCAGUGGGUGGUGACGGCGGCUCACUGCUUCCAACGGAGUACAAACACCUCCAACUAUAUGGUUCUGCUGGGAGUCAACAAGUUGGCCAACAGUCAACCUCACAAGGUGUCCUUGGGUGUGAAACGCAUCAUCCGCCACCCGGAAUACUUAGGGGAAUCUUCCAGCGGAGACAUAGCCUUGGUGGAGCUGGCGAGACCCAUCCAAUUCACCGAUUAUAUCCUCCCCAUCUGCCUCCCAGCUGCCUCUGUCCAGUUCCCAGCAGGCAUGAAAUGCUGGGUAACCGGCUGGGGCAACAUCCGGGAAGGUGAGGACCUGCCAGCCCCGCAGACCCUCCAGAAGCUUCAGGUGCCCAUUAUAAACCAGAAGACCUGCAGAUAUCUCUACAGCAAGGCACUGGGGGGGAAGUUCCCGCCCAAGUCCAUCCAGAAUGACAUGAUGUGUGCCGGGUAUGCUGAGGGCAUGAAGGAUACAUGCAAGGGGGACUCCGGCGGCCCGCUGGUCUGCAAGGCCUCCAAGGAGUGGCUGCUGGCCGGGAUCGUCAGCUGGGGUGAAGGCUGCGCCAUCAAGAACCGCCCCGGGGUCUACAUCCGCCUCACCUCCUAUGAGGCCUGGAUCCACGACCACGUCCCCGACGUCGAGUUUGUGCCAGAAGAGAAGGGGAGGAACAUGUUCGGGAACACUGGGGCUGGCUGGGCCGCGAGGACCGGCACGACCACCUGGCUGCUGCUGCUUGUGGGGCUGCUUCUCCUGGAGGGCUAGAAAGGGCUACUGGGGGGAGAGGCGGCUGGGUCGUCUCCCUCCCUGUCCCCAGGCUGGAAGAGGGGGUGGGAUCUGUCAGUGCCACCUGCCCAGAGGGCACCACCCCAUGCACUGACCUCCCAGGGAGGGCACCCCCGUCUCUCUCACUCACACCCAUGGGGGAACGGGGCAGCGUGAGCAAACUCAGCAUCUGUCUGCCUGUCCUUCCGCAGCCGUCCACGGCCCAACUCUCUCACCGGUCUGAUCCAAGCCUUAUUUAUUGAUCAGUCUGUCUCCAGAGUCACUGAAUCUCUGUCUCUUGG